UGCUGCCGGAAGGCGGGACUGUGGCUCCGCACUGCGAUCUGUCGGUCGCACAGCUGGAAGGCGCUCCAGCUGCGAGCCGAUGGCCGAGCUCAGCGGCACGCCAACACACACCCACACCAAGUCGCUUCCGAGUGCGUCAGCAUCACAGCACUUUGUCUAGGCUUAUUUUUUUUUUUUUCUUAAAUCUCUCAAGAGCUGAGAAUAAUUAUUAGAAAGAAGCAGCCGCAUGGCCCGACAGAACAACAAGUACCAACUCUGAGGAGAGGAGCGAGCGGAGCGGAAAUCGCCUCAUGAGUCGUUGUGCAUUCCGCCUGUGAGCGACCAGCAGGUCCCUGAGCUCCCAGUUGGUGGCCGAGCUGACGCUGUGAUGUGAGGCUAAACUCAUCCACCACUGUUCCCUCCGCAGCCCGUCCUCCCGGAGCAUGGGACCCCGCGAACUCUGAAGAGAGCGCCACAAGAUUCCAACCAGACUGGAGGAAACGAGGUGAGCACAGAGACUGGAGGGAACCAUGGAGUCCAUUCUAUCAGAGCAGUCUGCCACGGUGGACGAGUUGGUGGAGGCCUGCAUCCAAGCCUUCGAUGAAAAAGGCACUUUGAAGGACGCUUCCCUGGUCCGCAUGUUCCUCAUGAUGCAUCCCUGGUACAUCCCUUCCACCGACAUGGCCAGGAAGCUUGUGCUUCAAUCCCGAGAGGAGAGCUGCACCGAGGAACGUCGAACGAGAAUAUGCCACCUUGUCAAGUACUGGAUCUCUGAGUUCCCUGCUGAGUUCAAUCUGAACCCCGAGCUGGAGGAGCAGAUCAAAGACUUUAAAGACCUCCUGACCACCGAAGGCAACGAGAGGCAGAGUCAGCUCAUCGACCUGGACAGCGUGCCGUCGUAUAAAUGGAAGCGGCAGGUGACUCAGCGUGUCCCAUCUGUGUCUAAAAAGAGGAAAAUGUCUCUGCUGUUCGACCACCUUGAUUCAUCUGAGCUGGCAGAGCACCUGACCUUCCUGGAGUACAAAUCCUUCUGCAAGAUUCUGUUCCAGGACUACCACAGCUUCGUGAUGCACGGCUGCACGGUGGACAACCCCAUCCUGGAGCGCUUCAUCACGCUCUUCAACAGCGUCUCCCAGUGGAUCCAGCUCAUGGUGCUCAGCAAGCCCACCGCCCAGCAGAGAGCAGCUGUCGUCUCCCAUUUCAUCAGGGUGGCGCAGAAGCUGCUUCAGCUGCAGAACUUCAACACCCUGAUGGCGGUGGUGGGCGGCCUCAGCAACAGCUCCAUCUCCCGUCUCAAAGACACCCAGAGCCACAUCAGCGCCGAGACCAACAAGGUUUUUAACAACCUCAUCGAACUGGUGACGUCAUGCGGAAACUACAGCCAGUACCGCAAGCGCUUCUCCGAGUGCUCGGGCUUCCGCUUCCCCAUCCUCGGCGUGCACCUGAAGGACCUGAUAGCCGUGCACGUGGCGCUGUCCGACUGGGCCGACAAGGAGAAGACGCGCGUGAACCUGGCCAAAACCCAGCAGCUCUACGCCAUCCUGCAGGAGCUGACCCUGAUCCAGACCACUCCGCCGAACAUCGAGUCCAACCCCGACCUGCUCAACCUGCUCACUGUAUCACUGGACCAGUACCACACUGAGGAGGAGAUCUACCAGAUGUCUCUACAGAGAGAACCACGCAAGCCAGCUCAGAACUCCAGCCCUGCCCCGGCACCUGAACCUAAGCCCACUAUGAUUGAUGAGUGGGCCGUGUCGGUGAAACCCAAUGCUGACCCGACGAUCAUUAAGAAACACAUAGAGAAGAUGGUGGAGAGUGUCUUCAAGAACUUUGACACGGAUGGUGACGGCCACAUCUCCAGGGACGAGUUUGAAGCGAUCAGGAACAAUUUCCCUUACCUCAGCAAGUUUGGAGAGCUGGACAAGAACCAAGACGGGAAGAUCAGCAGAGAGGAGAUGAUCGACUACUUCUUGAAAGCCAGUUCACUGCUGAACUGCAAGAUGGGCUUCAUCCACACCUUCACAGAGACCACCUACGUGAAGCCAACGUUCUGCGAGCACUGCGCUGGCUUUAUAUGGGGCUUUUACAAACAAGGCUACAAGUGUAAAGCCUGCGGGGUGAACUGCCACAAGUCCUGCCGCAGCCGCCUGGCCGUGGAGUGCAGGAAGAGAACCAAGAGCAUCAGCCAUGAGACUCCGCCUGCCCUGCAGGCCCGGUCCUACAGCUUCCCACCACCUGCAAACACUCCGCCCAGCCUGCAGAACACAGUCAUUGCAGAAGAGGACAUAGAGACGGUCGAGGAGGGAGUAUUUGAUGUCCAUCUAUAACCAGGAGCCUUUAACUGCAGGCUGUGUUCUGGGAGCGGGCCGCUGUCAGCCCGCAGCCCUCUCCACCCUGAACCCCACCCCCGACCCCAGCCGACGGCGGUGUUCACGACGCCGGAUCAGAGACCCGAACCCGGCGGAGAACGUUCUCUCACUAACACGACAUGUUAGUGGUAGAACCCUCAACACCGAGGGGGAACACGCUCUGAACACGCUGCCACACGGUGGACUCAUGCUGGAACAGCACGCUGUCUUCACCUAAAUCGACGGUGCAACGUGUGUGUUGAUUCAGUCUGCAGACAGUGUUCAUGUUUAGAGAUAUUGUAUGUUUUUUUUCUGUAUUUAAAAAAAAAAAAACAAUCCAUAAAAUUGUAUUUUCUCAGUGAAACUUUAGAGUCAGUGUGCAUCUGGAGGUGGAUGUCUGCUCUUCUUCAGAACAUUAAAGAGGUGCUGUUAUUGCCAAGAAUGUAAAGCUGCCACCCAGACUAAGCUAUUGUCUCCUUUUCUCUGAGAUGUUCUUGUUUUUUUUUUUUUUGUUUUGUUUUCCUCGGUUCUGUUUUCUCAAGUAUGUAUUUGAGCAGAGCCACAAGGACCCAAUUUUGAUGUCAGAUAUAUUGUUGCUUUGUGGAAACCGUGACAAAAGCAUCUGCUGGGCAGACAAAAGCGACAGCAGACAGGAGACAGUUUAGACGCCUGUAAUUAGAGCGCCGGCAAACGCAGCCGUGUUUUUGUCACGUUUCCCUUCGUGUCGGUGGCCGUCCUGUAUGAACGCUGUGCCGUUUUCGCCGUACUGUGAUCGUGAGCCUAGCAGACAGACAAACGCUGCCGUCACACCAAGAAUCCAUCCUUCCCUCGCAAAUUUGGCAACAGUUUUUUUU
Molecule: messenger RNA, 3181 nt
Organism: Poecilia reticulata (guppy)
Lineage: Eukaryota; Metazoa; Chordata; Actinopteri; Cyprinodontiformes; Poeciliidae
Product: RAS guanyl-releasing protein 2
Biological process (GO): Ras protein signal transduction
Cellular component (GO): plasma membrane
Molecular function (GO): guanyl-nucleotide exchange factor activity; calcium ion binding
Source: RefSeq, a predicted model, not a curated record